UAAGAAUAACUUCUGCUCAUUAUUAGUGACAAAAACGAAAAAAAAAUUAAACGAAAUCUAAUUAGUCCCAAAUUCUAAUCAUGUUCUCCUAAAUUUCACCAAUUUACUACCUAAAUAUUUACCAAGAAAAAAGUUUGAAAGGUUAAUUAAAGAACGAUAUUGCUUCCAAGUGCAUGGUGCCUAUAAUCUCUGUCUGUAGGGCACAGAUGUACCAGAUGUACAUAACCAAUCUACGCCGUACAGCAGAGAAAAUAGGUUAUGAUAACCUACGUGUCUGCAAAUUGACAUCCCACAUUUUAACAUUGUUCUCAGUGAAAAAACGACGUAAUAUUACUAAAAAUAAUGGCUGAUCGAUUAACACAAUUACAAGAUACGAUAAAUCAGCAAGCUGAGCAUUUUUGCAACAGUGUUGGUAUCCUCCAGCAAUAUUCAACUCCAAGUAAAUUCCCUGGUUUCGAUCGUGUCGGAACACCUCAACCACAUCAAACUCAAGAGGACUACGCGUCUUUAUUCGCUACCUUGAUCGCACGAUGUGCAAAAGAUAUCGAUACUCUCAUAGAAAGUUUACCGAGUGAAGAAUCAUCCCAAGAGCUCCAAGUCGCUAGUCUCAGUCGGUUGGAACAGGAAAACAUUGAGGCUGGUGAGCAACUAGAAGAAGUAGUCCGUCAGGGUGAAUCAUUAUUACAGAGAAUUCAAGCUGCUCUCCAGGAUAUUGCGCAGAGUCAACUUGAUAUGCAAAACCCAAUAACUCCUGGGGCUGUAGUAUUAAACACAAAUUUGACAGCAAACAUCACUACCAACGUUACUCCUGUGCAAUCAUUCAUAAAACAAGAAAAUUUUGCUAAUAUUGGCCUGUCAUCGACCAACCAUACGCAUUCAGCUUCAUCACCAAAUUCAAUCAAUCAAUGAAUCUUGAUUAGUUGUAAAAAUCCAUCAAGUUUUUGUUCUAUGCUUGUGUAAAUAAAGAUUUCAUUUUUCACCCCAGAA
Messenger RNA from Fopius arisanus, 987 nucleotides. It is a transcript of the gene MED21, whose product is annotated as mediator complex subunit 21. The record is from RefSeq and is a predicted model, not a curated record. Gene Ontology annotation, molecular function: transcription coregulator activity. Bases 343 to 909 code for a protein of 188 amino acids. Gene Ontology annotation, biological process: regulation of transcription by RNA polymerase II. The transcript is spliced from 2 exons. NCBI's taxonomy places the organism in Eukaryota, Metazoa, Arthropoda, Insecta, Hymenoptera, Braconidae. Gene Ontology annotation, cellular component: mediator complex.